CAAUUAAAAAAUUUCCUUUUUUGCAUUUUUCCUGAGCUCGGUUAUUUACAUUAUCGUACAUAUGUUAGAUGAAAAUCUUUAUUAUCCUGAACCUCAUGUUAUUAAAGAUCUUUAUGAAAAGUUAUCAAAAAAUGAAACUUUAGAAUUAAAAUGGAAAAAUCCUGGACGUCAUUUACCAUCAUUAAUAGAAAAAUCACAAAAGAAAGUUAACAUAAAAUGCAAAAACAGAAAAAAAUCUAAAAAUACUGAAACGACAGUUAAGCCAAAAGAUUUUGAUUUUGUUAUAGAAAAUAAAGAUGAUGACAUCUUAAAGGGACCACUAAAAAAAGAAAAUAUAAUUAGUACUGAUAACAAAAUAGUUGGACUAGCAAAUUUUGAUGAUGUUAUCAAGGGUGUACUAAAGCAUAAACUCUGGGAGAAAGAUGAUUUAAAAGAUAUAUAAUAUACAUUGAUAUGUAUUUUUAAUAUUUCCUUUAUUUGUGAAUAUUU
Messenger RNA from Gordionus sp. m RMFG-2023, 489 nucleotides. RefSeq lists its product as uncharacterized. Gene Ontology annotation, molecular function: nuclear estrogen receptor binding. Gene Ontology annotation, cellular component: MLL3/4 complex. Lineage: Eukaryota; Metazoa; Nematomorpha; Gordioida; Chordodea; Parachordodidae. The record is from RefSeq and is a predicted model, not a curated record. The transcript has 3 exons. The coding region runs from base 62 to 442 and encodes 126 amino acids. Gene Ontology annotation, biological process: positive regulation of cell cycle G1/S phase transition; positive regulation of intracellular estrogen receptor signaling pathway.